Molecule: messenger RNA, 1272 nt
Organism: Batrachochytrium dendrobatidis JAM81
Lineage: Eukaryota; Fungi; Chytridiomycota; Chytridiomycetes; Rhizophydiales
Exons: 13
Coding region: 1-1272 (423 amino acids)
Biological process (GO): L-phenylalanine biosynthetic process
Molecular function (GO): oxidoreductase activity, acting on paired donors, with incorporation or reduction of molecular oxygen, reduced pteridine as one donor, and incorporation of one atom of oxygen; prephenate dehydratase activity; iron ion binding
Source: RefSeq, a predicted model, not a curated record
AUGACUGUAAUUAGUUUCACCGUCACGGAUUCAAGUGAUGCGCUUGAUGGCAUUCUUGCUCGUCUUCGUCAAGUCCGUAUCUCAUUGACUCGAAUUGAAUCCCGUCCAAGCAAGACUAAAGGCGACUAUGAUUUUUACGUUGAUUUUAUGGCAGAGGACGAUUCCCACAUUGCAGCAGCUGUGAAUAGCAUUUCUCAGCUGGCCAAAUCUGUCAAGGUGGUCAGUUCUGGAAGAUCUGGCGUUGAUUCACUUGAUGGUGCCGUUCCAUGGUUUCCACGAAAAAUUGCUGAUCUCGAUUCUUUUGCUGAACGUGUCCUUUCAUAUGGCGAGGAACUUGAUGCAGACCAUCCAGGAUUUACUGAUCCAGUAUAUCGUGAGCGCCGUUCAGCCAUUACAGAUUCUGCCAAGAAACACAAGCACGGACAGCCACUGCCUCAUGUGAAUUACACUGAACAAGAAGUCAAAACAUGGGGAAUUGUAUUCGACAAGCUGAUGGAUCUCUAUAAAACACACGCUUGUCAGGAACACCAGUACAUUUUCCCUCUCUUGGUCCAAAACUGCGGAUACAGUAAUAAUAACAUACCUCAAAUGGCCGACAUCUCUCGGUUUUUGAAGGAUUGCACUGGAUGGACUAUGCGUCCUGUCAUGGGACUGCUUUCAUCCCGUGAUUUUUUGAAUGCUCUUGCAUUCCGUGUGUUUCAUAGUACCCAAUACAUUCGUCAUCACACUGCUCCAUUCUAUACACCAGAACCAGAUAUUUGCCAUGAGCUUCUUGGUCACGUUCCGCUAUAUGCGGACGUAGAUUUUGCUGCGUUUUCCCAGGAAAUCGGUCUUGCAUCUUUAGGAGCAUCUGAUGAUGAUCUGCAAAAACUCGCCACGAUCUACUGGUUCACUGUUGAAUUUGGUCUUUGUCGCCAGAAUGGUAAACUCAAGGCUUAUGGUGCUGGUCUUUUGUCUAGUUUUGGUGAACUCGAGUAUUCUAUAUCAGGAAAACCUAAACUAUUACCAUUUGAUUGUGAAGUAAUGGGUGUUCAGAAAUAUCCUAUCACCGAGUAUCAGCCAGUAUAUUUUGUUGCAGAAAGCUUCUUGCAAAUGAAGAACGAUGUGCGUGAGUAUACUGCUGGGCUGGAUCGUCCAUUUAUUGCGCACCAUAAUGCUUUGACGGAGACCAUUGAGCUGUUGGAUAACAAAGAUCAAAUACUACGCUUUGCAUCUGGUAUCAAAUGUGAUCUUACUAGACUUAUAUGCGCCAUGGACAAGGUUAUUCGCUAA